Rotaria sp. Silwood2 is the source of this 444-nucleotide messenger RNA. NCBI's taxonomy places the organism in Eukaryota, Metazoa, Rotifera, Eurotatoria, Philodinida, Philodinidae. The record is from the annotation of a GenBank genome assembly.
AUGAAGUGCUUAUCAAGUAUGAAAGACAAUGUUCAAUUACUCGAUUUACCUGAUGAGUUAAUUUUAAUUAUUAUGAAUAAAAUCAAACCUCGCGUGUUAUUGGUUAGUUCUAUUAUUACUAUUGGUAAUAAUCGUUUGGAACAACUUGCAAUUGAUAAAUGUCAUUCAAUUGAUUUAACUUUUGAUUAUGUUCAAUCACCAUAUGAAACACUUAUUCAACGAUUUUAUUCACAUAUCAUGCCUCAUAUUAUCGAUAAUAUUCAAUCAUUGACAAUCAACAUUCGACAUAUUUCUGAUAUAAUGACUUUUGCUCAAAAAAAUUAUAAUGGAACUCUUCCAAAUUUGACACAUUUGAAAAUAAUGAUUGGUAGACAAUAUGAUCAAACAGGCACUCCUUAUACAUUAGAUACAUUAGGUAAAUUAUUAUUAAGUAUAUUUUUCUAA